GAACCCACUCGGUCGAGGCUGCUCGAUCUGGUAAGGGAGUUUGCUGAUAUUUUUGCUUAUACAGCUGAGGAGUUAACGGGAAUAAGUGCAGAGGUGAUCGAACAUCGACUAAAUAUCGACCUCAGCGUGAGGCCGGUGAAGCAGAAGAGGAGGCACCACGGGGCGGAGAUGGACAAGAUUAUCGAGCAGGAGGUCGAGAAACUGUUGGGGGCGGGGCAUAUUAAGGAGAUUCAGUUCCUUGAGUGGCUAUCGAAUACGGUGAUGGUGUCGAAGUCGGAGGGAAAAUGGAGGAUGUGCAUUGAUUUUCGUGACCUGAACAAGGCAUGCCCGAAGGAUCUAUAUCCACUGCCCAGAAUCGACCAGCUGGUUGACUCCACAGCAGGUUGCGAGUUGCUGAGCCUGAUGGAUGCAUCCCAGGGGUAUCAUCAAAUCCCCUUGGCUAGAGAGGAUAGGAAGCGGGUAAGUUUCGUGACAAGUCGAGGGACCUAUUGUUACGUGGUCAUGCCGUUCGGUUUAAAGAAUGCGGGUGCCACGUAUCAAAGGUUGGUCGAUAAAAUUUUUAAAGAGCAACUGGAAAGGAAUAUGGAGGUAUACGUGGAUGAUAUGUUGGUGAAGAGUAAGGAGGAAUUGGAUCAUGUGCGAGAUUUGAAAGAAACAUUCUUAACGUUGCGGAGAUACGGGAUGAAGCUGAACCUGGCUAAGUGCUCUUUUUGGGUGAGGUCGGGAAAAUUUUUGGGCUAUCUGGUGACCAAGAGGGGUACUGAAGUCAAUCCGGAGAAGGUUCGAGCGGUGAUGGAGAUGAAGUCACCAACAAACGUAAAAGAGGUGCAGAUUUUAGCCGGUCGAAUUGCGGGGCUGAGUCGUUUCAUAUCGAAGGUGGCGGAGAAGAGCGGCCCAUUAUUCAAAACCCUGAAAAAGAGCGCGAAGUUCCAAUGGACGGAGGAGGCGCAAAAAGCAUUUGAGGAGCUACGAGGGGUGUUGGCCAACCUCCCUUUAUUGGCCAAACCCGUGCAAGGAGAAGAGCUGGUGCUAUACAUUUCUAUCGGAGAAAGAGCUGUAAGUUCGGUACUGUUGCGAGAGGAAGGAACGACGCAGUUGCCUAUCUAUUAUGUGAGUAGAGUGAUGCAGGGGGCCGAGACGAGGUAUUCGGAGAUCGAAAAAUGCGCUUUAGCUGUGGUUGUAACGACUCGAAAGUUAAGACCUUAUUUUUUGAACCAUAAAGUGAGGGUGCGAACGAACAUGCCAUUGAGAGAAACACUUGGUCGGCUGUCAGUCUCUGGUCGAUUGGUAAAGUGGGCAGUCGAGCUGAGUGAAUAUUCUUUGAUGUACGAGCCAAGGAGAGCCAUAAAGGCACAGGUGUUGGCUGAUUUCAUCCAGGAGGGAACGAAAGUCGAGGAGGAGUCAGAAGGACUAUGGCA
Messenger RNA from Striga hermonthica, 1418 nucleotides. The record is from the annotation of a GenBank genome assembly. NCBI's taxonomy places the organism in Eukaryota, Viridiplantae, Streptophyta, Magnoliopsida, Lamiales, Orobanchaceae.